AUGACUGCCCCAGAGCAGACGACUGUUGGGCCUCGCAGCGCCUCUCCCAACACCGCGACGCCCCGACUAACGCUCCCUCCAAGGGUGCACACCGUUCCCAAGCCGCUCCCCUCGGACCAGUCACCCCCUCAUCCUCAUUCUCAUCCUCAUCCUCACAUUCGCAUUCAGCGCCCUUACACCCGCCUGGACCUGCGCGGUCACCAUGACAGCGAUGCUCACGAUCUGAGCAACAGCUCUCUUGGCUUCGCCGACAUCUGCACCGUCGAUAUCUCCAGUCUGCCCUGUCCGCCCUCUCUCUCGACCAGCUGGUCCAGUUCAUCCAUCGCCGACGACUCCACAUUCGCGUCGACAGUUACCAGAGCGCACACCGUCUCCACCAGCAGCAGCCCAAGCCAGCCACCUACAUCGACCGCCUGCAGCCGCUCCAGCAGCCAAACCCGCCACGACGCGCUCCACGGCGACAACACGUCAACCCCAAGUCCAACCCCAGUCCCAGCUGCCGCCACUGUCACCAUUCGCCCAGAACGUCCCGCCAGUCCUGCGCAACCUAUCGAUUCUGUCGGUUCUGCUAGCCCUGCGGAAGCUGUCCGUCCUGCCAGCUCUGCUAGCGCCGCCAGCGCCGUCGUGGGUCAACUAACUGCCGCUCCCGCUGCUUCUGCUGGAACGACCACAACCACCUCUCACGCAGCGACUCCCGUCUCCAGGCCGCCUUCCGCUACUCCUUCCACCGCUUCCUCAGCCGCUCCCUCCUUUCGCAAACCCGCCCCCGGCCUGGCUGCCCGCCUCAAAGCCUUGGGCUUCGGCGCCGUCAAAAGGUCUUCUCCCAUUCCCCCACCGCCCAUCGAGCUCGUCGGUCGUCUCGACGAGCAGCAGCUACGCCAACUCGACGAAAAGCACCUCGCCGGCUCCAUCACUUCCGUCAUUUCAAGGAGAGGUCGCCCCUGGAGAGGCGCCGGCGCCUCUUCUACGCUCAAGUUGUCCGUCAGCCAACCCAACCUGCGACCUGCUUUGGCCAUACCCGAUCAGUCCCCGCGUCUGCCCGAGUUCGACCCUCCGGACCCUCUCGAGAUGGACACCCAAAAGUACCGCUUGCCUGACCACACCAAUGGUAAUGGCACCAAGGUCACUCUUGAGACUCGCCGCGAGCAUCUCCAACGACAAGCUUCGAUCCCCUCGCCCACCCUGCCCGCAACACCCGCAACGCCCCCGCCUCCUCCCCCCAAAAACUCACCACCACUGCCGACUACACCUCCAGCCACCCUUGGCCAAUCCGACUAUGUCGCCGGUCUGAGCUCUUAUUUUACACCCACUCGCAAUCGUCCCGGCUCCAUAUACACCCUCUCGCGAGCGUCUUUUGCCAACCAGCUCGCCCAGCUCACCUCGCUACAGCUUCCCGACGCAGGCUCGCUCUCGAGCAAAGUCUCUGCCAUACCUACUGCCGCUGCAGCUACCACUGCUCUCAUUAAUGCCGCCCACCAGAUUAGAAGCUGGAUCUCUAAGGCCCAAGAGGUCAUUGGAGGCCUUGACAGCGAAGAUGAUGUCGAGUGGGCGGCGGCCGGCGGCCGCGAAGGCCUUAGUGAUGUUGAGAGCGCCAUUGUUCGGUUCGAGGACCUCAUCAACGCGUAUGUCUCGGCGAUUGAGGAGCUUCAGCAACGCGAUGAUUCAUCUCAAGUCCCCAAGCAAGAUACCCACCAAGCUGUAUCUCAAAUGGAAAUUAUUCUAGAUGAGUGGUCCAAGAUCAAGUCCACCCUUCACAAUGUCCGCGGCCAGGUCGAGAUUGCCAUGGAAUGGGAGGAACUCUGGAACAAUGUGCUGGGGGAUAUUCAAAGUGAAAUGGACGAGCUGAGCCGUCUGGUCUUCGAGAUGGAGGAGCGCCGUCACAGGACCAUCGCCGCCAGCGCGGGCGGUGACAACAUUGAUAUUGGAGACCUAGAAACCAUUGUCGAAGAUGGUCCGACCACAGUACCAUACGCGACAUCGCCCGGUCGCUUGCCCAUCUCUACAGCCCUUCUGAGCCCCAGCUCUCCGAGCACUGCCAAUGUCGUCAGUCCCGGCUUAUCCCAAGAUGACUCUCGCUUACUCGCUUUGUUUGCACGCAUGCAGCCUUUGCGAGCCUCGCUCGACUUUUUACCCAUGCGUCUAUCCGACUUUCAAACAAAAGCGAAACCUAUUUUUCCUACUGCCUAUGACGAGCUCAACAUGAGACAAACUGGCCUCAACAACAGCUAUCGAAAGCUAGAAAAGGACGCCGAGUCGCUGCGCAAGGAACUCGGCGAGGACAGAUGGGUCAUCGUCUUUCGUGGUGCCGGUCGUCAGGCGCAAAAGAUGCACCAAUCCGUCGAGCGGUCUCUCAUCAAGCUUCGUGAAGGCGUUGACGCGAGGCUGCACCUCGUCAACCCCCCAGUCAUGACCAAGAAGAUAGAGAGUUACGAAGCCAAGAAGGUGCACUAUGGCCCCGCCAUUGAGCGUGUGCUCUCCAUCAUCGAUCGCGGCGUCAAAGACCGCCUGACAGUCAAUGGUGAAAUCUUGCGUCUGCAUCACGAUUUGCAGACUCGCUGGUCAAGACUAAAACGAAACAUGACGGAAACGGAUGGUGUCGUGGAGGCGAUUGUAGCCGACAACAGGAGCAAGCAGCUACGCGACUCUGUCUCCAGCCUCUUGUCCAACGAUCGAUCGACUGUUGGCAGCGGCCAUGAAACGCCUGGGAGCUCCCCGCCCUCGUCUGUCAUUAUGACUAGCCUAGGCUUCGACCCGCAUACUCCGGUAGCCGGCAAACCCACAACUCGCUCACCAAACCAUCUCGCAGCAUGUAACCGCAGGUCCUCGUCGCUCCCAGAGCCGGCCUCGGCAUUCUCAAGGCGACAGGCAGCAAGACUGUCCACCAUUCCAAGCUCUUCUGCAGGCACGCCUGUCCGAGGCAGCACAAUUCCUCGGCCCGCUCAUAAUCUAGAUAAUCGCCCACGUUGGAACACAUCAACAAAAACACAUGACUUGGAUGUUGGCCACAGGUACGGCCAGAUCCCACAUUCGCAGUCACACCAUGCUACACCGACCGCGCUCGCGACCCCUAAUCGGCACUCAUAUUCGGCAGCAUCACCCACGAGCACCGGCUCAAAACUGCCUACCAUGCGCGGCAUGUUUCACCGCGCCACCUCGGAAUCGCCCCAGGUGGAACAAUCGCCUUCUAGGACUAGCCAUUCGCGGCUGGGGCUCCGAGAGCGUCUCGCGUCGCCGGGUCCUUAUGCCCAGCAGUCGCUCGCCAAGAAGUCGUCCAUGACGGCCAUGGGCAACCGCCGCACUUCUCUUCAGCCCCCACGUGCUGGUCACGCCGCCGAAGAAGACCGCAGCCGGCCGGCGAGCUCACUGGCCUUGCACCGCGAAGGCCUCUUGCCUAGAAUGCCAGGUCGAUCCAGCCCCAUGCUGUCUCGCAGAAAGGAUACGGUAGACUCCAAGCCUCGCUGGAGAUUUUAA
Messenger RNA from Beauveria bassiana ARSEF 2860, 3471 nucleotides. RefSeq lists its product as uncharacterized. Gene Ontology annotation, biological process: mitotic spindle orientation checkpoint signaling; establishment of spindle localization; nuclear migration along microtubule. Gene Ontology annotation, cellular component: mating projection tip; cell cortex; spindle pole body. The transcript has a single exon. Bases 1 to 3471 code for a protein of 1156 amino acids. NCBI's taxonomy places the organism in Eukaryota, Fungi, Ascomycota, Sordariomycetes, Hypocreales, Cordycipitaceae. The record is from RefSeq and is a predicted model, not a curated record.